Messenger RNA from Pyricularia pennisetigena, 489 nucleotides. RefSeq lists its product as uncharacterized. Bases 7 to 489 code for a protein of 160 amino acids. Gene Ontology annotation, biological process: DNA repair; proteasome-mediated ubiquitin-dependent protein catabolic process; protein polyubiquitination. The record is from RefSeq and is a predicted model, not a curated record. Gene Ontology annotation, cellular component: HULC complex. NCBI's taxonomy places the organism in Eukaryota, Fungi, Ascomycota, Sordariomycetes, Magnaporthales, Pyriculariaceae. The transcript has 4 exons. Gene Ontology annotation, molecular function: ubiquitin conjugating enzyme activity.
CCCGAGAUGUCAACCGCCGCUCGCCGCCGCCUAAUGCGCGACUUCAAGCGCAUGCAAACCGAUCCUCCAGCCGGUGUCUCUGCAUCGCCAGUACCUGACAAUGUCAUGACAUGGUUUUGGCCUCACUUCAGGAACGCUGUAAUCAUCGGCCCCGGCGAUACUCCCUUCGAGGACGGAACAUUUCGUCUUGUUAUGCAUUUCGAAGAGCAAUACCCCAAUAAACCUCCAUCAGUUAAAUUCAUCAGCCAGAUGUUCCAUCCAAAUGUUUACGCCACUGGGGAGCUUUGCUUGGACAUUCUACAAAACCGAUGGAGUCCGACGUACGACGUUGCUGCUAUUCUAACCAGUAUUCAGAGUUUACUCAACGACCCGAAUACCGGUUCGCCGGCAAACGUCGAAGCCUCGAAUCUCUACAAAGACAACCGCAAGGAGUACAUCAAGAGAGUUAGAGAGACUGUGGAGAAGAGCUGGGAAGGAGACGACGAAUAA